Labeo rohita (rohu) is the source of this 3094-nucleotide messenger RNA. RefSeq names its product finTRIM family, member 97 (gene ftr97). Lineage: Eukaryota; Metazoa; Chordata; Actinopteri; Cypriniformes; Cyprinidae. Gene Ontology annotation, molecular function: zinc ion binding. The transcript has 16 exons. The record is from RefSeq and is a predicted model, not a curated record. The coding region runs from base 364 to 2544 and encodes 726 amino acids.
UGAAAAGGACACUCGAUCACAUAUUCACGUGUCCUCAGUAGCUCCGAAUUUCAUUUAAUGCUUUUAACAGAACUGGGUGUUUGUCUUUCUUCCUUUAAAUGUCCGCACUUAAAACUAAUACUUAAUAUUUAUUACGCAAUUAAAUGCACUUUGGACAAAAAAAAAGUUUCAAACCGCGGAUCAAAGGUCGAAAUUCGUCAAACGCUUCCUGCCACCUCAUUUUGACGCACACAACGAACUGUCAUCAGAUUACACGACGCAUAACUUUUCUAACCAGAGCGAUUUUUUUGGUAAACACGUUUUUGUGAAACGACAACAUCAGGACAAAUCUUUUGUAGUGUCUUAGAACGUGUUAGCAGCGAAAUGGCAGAGGCUAUACUCGGAGAUCACGACCAGUACAGUUGCUCGAUAUGUUUGGAGUUGUUGAGGGAUCCUGUGACAAUUCCGUGCGGACACAGUUACUGCAUGAGCUGCAUCAGUGAGUGCUGGAAUACGAAUGAUCAGAACGCGAUCUAUAGAUGUCCGCAAUGCAGACAUGCUUUCGAUUCGAAGCCGCCGCUCAACAGAAGUACAAUACUUGCUGAAAUCAUGGAGAAACUGAGGAGCACAGAGCUGCAAGUGUCAGAGUCAAAUCUUGCUGGACCUGGAGAGGUUGCGUGUGAUUUCUGUGCUGGAGAAAUGAUCAAAGCUGUCAAGUCUUGUCUGGAGUGUCGAGCCUCUUAUUGUGAAACACAUGUACAACCCCACUAUAAUGUUCCUGCCCUGAGGAAACACAAGCUGGUCAAAGCUGCAGUCAUCCCAGUGUGCCCCAAACAUGACAAGCUCCUUGAGGUUUACUGUAGAACCGACCAGAAAUGUGUCUGCAUGCACUGCUUACUGGAUGACCACAAGGGCCAUGACACAGUGCCAUCUACAACAGAGCGCAAGGAGAAACAGAUAAAACUCACACACUCUCAGACAAAAGUCAAGCAGACAAUUCAGACAAAAGAAAAAGAGCUGCAGAAGAUGAAAAUGGACAUCACGUCCCAUUCGGAUGCUGCAAAGAAGGCAGUGGACAACAGUAAGAAAGUCUUCAGUGAAUUAGUCAAACUUAUUGAGAAAAAAAGCCUUGAGGUAAUUGAAGAAAUAAAAGCUCAAGAAAAGGCUGAUCUGGAUCAAGGCAAAAUGCUACAAAAGAAGCUGGAGGAGGAAAUUACUGGGCUGAAGAAGAGGGAAGGAGUUCUAGAGGAUCUUAUACAGACAGAUGACAACAUCCAAUUUCUUCAGAAUUAUGAGUCUGUAUCCUCUUCAUCUGGAUCUGAUGAGUUGCCCAGUUUCUCAUUUCAUCCAUACUGCUCUUUUGAGGAUGUAAGUAAACUUAUAUGCGAUCUUACUGGGAGACUGGAGACUACUUGCACGCAGGAAAUAAGCAAAACAGUUAAUAAAGUUUUAGAUUUGUCAGCAAAGAGGCCUUCAUCUGACAUUGUAGUUGGAGACAGAGUCCGCGUGAAGCAGUCUGUUGUUACUCCAACACACAAAUGGGGAUCGGUUACUCAUUCGAGCAUUGGUGUUGUUAAAAAAAUUCAGAAUGAUUUGUUGACUGUGGAUUUCCCUGAACAAAGAAACUGGACUGGAGUAAUUUCAGAAAUGGAGCGUGUGACCAGUGGUGGUUCAGUUGUUGCAGACUUGUCAACCAAAAAUGGUCUAAUGAACAUCAAGGUUGGAGACAGAGUCAGAGUGAAGCCAUCCAUUACGACCCCAAAACAUAACUGGGGUAGAAACGUCAGUCAUAAGAGUGUGGGCGUGGUAAAAGACAUUAAAGAUGAUGACAGUGUGGUUGUUGACUUCCCUGGACAUGCAAACUGGAAAGGAAUUCUCACUGAAAUGGAGCUAGUAACUAAGGAUGAAGAGACUGGACCUUCAAAUCUGGACUCCACUAUUAAGGUUGGAGACAAAGUUCGUGUGAAGCCAUCUGUUGUUACUCCAACACACAAAUGGGGAGCAGUCACUCACAAAAGCAUUGGUGUUGUUAAAAAAAUUCAGAGUGACUCUUUGACCGCAGAUUUCCCUGAGCAAAAAAACUGGACUGGUAUCAUUUCAGAAAUGGAGAUUGUGGCAGGCGCUGGUUCAGGUCCGGAGUCCGUUUUUAAGAUUGGAGACCAAGUUCGCGUGAAGCCGUCUGUUGUUACUCCAACACACAAAUGGGGAGCAGUCACUCACAAAAGCAUUGGUGUUGUUCAAAAAAUUCAUAGUUCUCUUGAGUCACUGAUUGUAGAUUUUCCUGAGCAUAAAAAAUGGACUGGCUUAAUUACAGAAAUGGAGCUUGUAACCGGGGCUGGUUUAGAUGACAUUAAGGUUGGAGACAGAGUCAGAGUGAAAUCUUCCGUAAUUACUCCAAAACAUAACUGGGGUGGACAUGUCACACACAAGAGUGUUGGUGUGGUAAAAGAUAUCAAAUCUGAGGAUGUGAUUGUGGAUUUCCCAAGUCACAAAGGCUGGAAAGGCAUUCUCUCUGAGAUGGAGUUGGUAAACAAUUCAGAUGCUGAUGUUUUAGGAUCCUCCUAGAUUGUGAGGAUGUGACUGUGGACGUUUCUCCUUACCUUUUGCUUUUGUGAAUGAGUUUUGAUCACUGACACUUGCCCAUGUCUUUAUUUGUAAGUUUGUUGUCAUGUGAACAUGAAAAAUGAGAUACACUUUUGGUUUCAGUCUUACGGUUUUCAUACUGGUUUUCUUCACAGCACAGCAGAGAUAUUUUAUUAGACAGAAGCUUGUGUAAAUGGUUCUUUUCAUUCAGGUGUUUCAAAUCCAUUUGCAAUAGCAAACCAUAUUUUGUCUUCAAUUUGACUCGUACAAUUGCAUCAGAAUUUAUUAGCUACAGCAUGGGUGCUGCAGUUACAAUAUUUCUACAUAUAUAGACACUGAAUUUUAUCAACUGAAAUCUGUUUCAGCUCUGGGAAUGAGUGCAUGUUCAAUCUCAGUUAUGAAUCUAAAAUGAUUAAUUUCAAUUUAAUAACAAUGUCCUGUCAAAAUGAGGCACAAAUGCAAAUGCUGCUAAACUAGUCUCUUUGUCUUUUAGAUUAAUUAAAUAAACUUCAGCCAUUGUGGCUAAAGCUUA